This is a messenger RNA of Paramecium pentaurelia, 1429 nucleotides long. The record is from the annotation of a GenBank genome assembly. NCBI's taxonomy places the organism in Eukaryota, Ciliophora, Oligohymenophorea, Peniculida, Parameciidae.
AUGCAAACAUAGCCAGAUAAUGAAUAUCUGAAUACUUAAGCAAAUUAAGUAUAAGAACCUAUGAAUAAUAAAGGUUAUUUUUUGGAUCUUGAUUCUUCUGGGGCUUCUUUAGAAGAUGGUAGGAUGACUAAUCUAUGUUUUCAACGGUAUUGAUGUUUGGAUUAUAGUAAUUAGCUUUAGAAUGAUGGAUUUAAGUUUCUUUGUAUUCAACCUUAUUGGGACUGGCUUAACUGUCAUUACUUUAGAAUUGAUCCACUAUGAUCAAGAACCAGAAGCUCGUAUGGUGAUAUUAUGGGUGAUAUUCAUAUCAAAUUUAAUUUUAAUGGGAUUAGUUGUUAUAAGAAAUGCAGCUAAAUUGAAAUGGAGAGAAAGUAAAGGAGAUAUGUAUAGUGGAUUUAAUGUUGAGCCUUUAGCGAUAUCUUUAGAGAUUUUAAUUAUUGCAGCAUCUCCUUUACCAUUUUUAGAUGAUUAUAGUUUCUAAUUUGCAAACGAUUUUGUUGAAGGUGAAGUAAUGAUUUAAAGUUUAGUUAGGUUUAUUAUUAUGCUAAUGAAUUACUUUGUCUUACACUAGCAUUUAGAGUAAUCUUUUUUAUUCGUACAACUUUAUUGAAUUCUUAUUGGCAUUCAAAUAGAACUGAUAGAGUUUGUAAUCUUUAUGCAAGUUAAGCAGAUUAUAUGUUUACUAUCAAAUCUUUAAUGAGGUAAGAUAUAUGUAUUAAAAUUAUUGAGGAAUUAACCAUUUACAGUGAAUUAUAGUGCAAUGAUCUUACUCAUUUUUGUUUUUGGAUAUUGUUUGAGAAUCUGUGAGAGUCCUCUUAAUCGUAUAGACAUAAGUUCAAAUGAUUUUAGUAGUUAUGCAAAUUCAAUGUGGUGUGUAAUUGUAACUAGUACAACUGUAAAUUGCUUAUUCUUACAAUUGCAUAGUUAGGAUAUGGUGACUAUUAUACUAGAACAUUGUUAGGACGGAUUGUAAUGAGUGUAGUUUGUAUUUUGGGUAAUUUUGUGGUUUCAUCUAUGAUUGUAAUAAUCACAAAUGAAUCAUAUUUAUCUACAUUAGAAAAUAAGGUUGUAAUAUUAAUAGACAGAUUAAGUCUAAAGAAAUAAAUGUAAUAAGAAGCUGCCAUGAUAAUUACGAUAUUUGGUAGGAUCUAUUAUUCUAAAAGGUAUUUAUUAUUAUUUAUAUUAUUUGAGACAUCUUGAUUUUUCAGAAGAUGAAUUUACUGAAUUGAAUAAGAAAAUGAAGAAAUAUGCUAUGAAAUUAAAAUUAACUACUCGUAAAUAUGUGGCAGCAAGAGCUUUGGGAAGCUAAUUAGAAGAGAUCAACAGUGGUUUUAAUUCAUUGAAAGAGAAUCUAAAAUAAACAUCAUAAUUAUAAGAGGAUUUGAUUAAAUCAAAUGAAAAUCUUAUUAAUAAAAUUGAUAAUAAGUGA